This is a messenger RNA of Psylliodes chrysocephalus, 441 nucleotides long. Lineage: Eukaryota; Metazoa; Arthropoda; Insecta; Coleoptera; Chrysomelidae. The record is from the annotation of a GenBank genome assembly.
AUGAGAAAAAUAAGAGAGGGGCAGAAAGGAGAGAAAGGGGUGAAAGGGGAGAAAGGGGAGAAAGGGGAAAAAGGGGAGAAAGGGGAGAAAGGGGAGAAAGGGGAGAAAGGGGAGAAAGGGGAGAAAGGGGAGAAAGGGGAGAAAGGGGAGAAAGGGGAGAAAGGGGAGAAAGGGGAGAAAGGGAAGAAAGGGGAGAAAGGGAAGAAAGGGAAGAAAGGGGAGAAAGGGGAGAAAGGGGAGAAAGGGGAGAAAGGGAAGAAAGGGGAGAAAGGAGAGAAAGAGGAGAAAUGGGAGAAAGGGGAUACAUUGGAGAAAUGGGGAAAAAUGGAAGAAGGGGUAAAAAGGGGAGAAAGAAGAGAAUGGGGAGAAGGGGGGAGAAAUGAGAAAAAUGAGAGAGGGGCAGAAAGGAGAGAAAGGGGCAGAAAGGAGAGAAAGGGGUGA